Messenger RNA from Penicillium robsamsonii, 1200 nucleotides. Its product is annotated as serine hydrolase domain-containing protein. The record is from RefSeq and is a predicted model, not a curated record. Lineage: Eukaryota; Fungi; Ascomycota; Eurotiomycetes; Eurotiales; Aspergillaceae. Bases 1 to 1200 code for a protein of 399 amino acids. The transcript has a single exon.
AUGGACACUAGUUUCCAGGCCGCUAUCGACGCCGGUAAGAUCAACGGCGCUGUAAUCUGUGCCACUGACGCCGAAGGCCACUUCGUCUACAACAAAGCAAUCGGAAAGCGCACCCUACUCUCAGGCGAGAAGCAGCCACAGCAGCUCGACGACGUGCUAUACAUAGCUUCAGCCACUAAGUUGCUCGCAACCAUCGCCGCCCUACAGUGCGUCGAAGACGGACUAUUAACUCUAGACGGGGAUCUAUCGUCCAUCGCCCCAGAGCUUGCUGCCAAACAUGUUCUCACCGGCUUUGCCGAUGAUGGUAGCCCUCAGCUCGACCCACCAGCCCGCCCCAUCACCCUCAGGAUGCUGCUCACCCACAGCUCCGGCACCUGCUACCACUUCAUGAACCCGCUCGUCGCCAAGUGGCGGGCCCAGUUUGCCAACCCCGAGAAUAACGACCCUCGCACAGUCGAGGAGAUGUUCAGCUACCCGCUCAUCUUUCAGCCUGGUGCUGGCUGGAUGUACGGGCCAGGUCUUGACUGGGCUGGUCGCGUGGUGGAGCGCGUUACGGGCGGAACGCUGAUGGAAUUCAUGCAGAAGCGUAUAUUUGACCCGCUCGGUACUGCAGAUGCUCAGUUCUAUCCUGUCACUCGUGAGGAGCUACGAGCCCGUCUCGUCGACCUCAACCCCGGUGAUCCUGGUGCUGUUGGUAUUGCCGUACUCGGUGGUGGCGGCGAUAUGAACUUGCGGGGCCGUGGUGACUUUGGUGGUCAUGGGUUGUUUUUGCCCGGCGUGGAUUUUGUUAAAGUUCUGCGCUCAUUGUUGGCUAAUGAUGGCAAAUUGCUCAAUGCCAAUACCGUCAACGAUAUGUUCCAGCAAAAUCUUAGCCCUGAAGCGGCGGCAAGUCAUCAAGCUGCGCUUGCUAGUCCUAUGGGCGUCUUUUUCAGCGUCGGCACGGAUCUGGGGAUGAAGGUUGGCCAUGGUUUGGGCGGUUUACUGACGCUUGAGGAUGUUGAUGGAUGGUAUGGCGAGCGGACGUUGACUUGGGGUGGUGGCUUGACCCUUGCUUGGUUUAUUGAUCGAAAGAACAACCUAUGUGGUAUCGGUGCCAUCCAGGCUGCGCUGCCGGUUGAUCUAGAGUUGGUGUCCGAGCUGAAGCAAACCUUCCGUCAUGAUAUUUACAACAAAUAUACUGCGUGGAAGGGCCAGCAGUAG